AUUUUGGCGAAGAGAAAAUAUGUGUGAGAGAAAGGUUAGUAUAGAAAAGGUGUUGUGACUGCUUUGAAAAAAUUGGUUAGUGCGAGUGUAUGACUGUUGUUGCUCUAGCCAUCUAGCUGAGGUGAACUGUUUGACAUCUGCAUUGGGAGUACAUGUAGUAUUUCUUUCGAUCACUUUUUUUGAGUAACUGGUAGUGCACUGUGGUGCAAGUUGGACCAUAAACUUCAACCACCAGAACGACAGGUGUUCUUCUCUCUCGAGUCAUGGUUCUGCAUGGAAACCAAGUGAAAACUAAUCUACUUUGUCACGGCCAGCUAGAGUGGCUAGAUGUCGAGCAGAGUUGACCAAGAAGUGGCUAUGGCAGGUGUAAGAGAUCCAGAGACCACGGAGAGAGCAGAUGCUACCUCCAUGACUCUUGGUCUCCGUCCACCUCAGGCUGAUGUCUGCGAAGAUGAAGCUGUCGUCAGUCCAGUUGCUGUUCCUGACCAUACCGAAAUUAUACCGUCAACUGCUGGUGCUGUAGGUAAUGGUGUCCACGGCAGUGAUGAAAGACUUGUAGGUACUGACCACUCCGAGAGCAGUGAGCAAUUGAAUACUCCCGCCCUUGGUGGUGUGCAUGUACCGAAUGGCGGGCAUGUUGGCGAUGAUGGUAGUGUCACCAAGUGCAUCUGUGAUUAUUAUCACGAUGAUGGCUUCAUGGUGUGCUGCGAUCGUUGUGCGGUGUGGCAGCAUGUUGAGUGCAUCCGCCAAGGCAACAGCAGGCGUCUUCCGGAGAAGUAUUUCUGCCACAUAUGUGAGCCAAGGGAACUUAAUGUGGAACGUGCUAAUGCUGUCCAGCUGAAAAAGCAUCUGGCGUUGGAACGCAAGAACAAGCGUAGACAACAGCGUGUGAUAGAGAGGGAGGAGCGUCUAAAGCAACAGAUGGCGCAGCGUGAGCGAAAGAAUAGUGCUGUGGCUGACGAUACCACAUCGGAGACAGAAGAAGGCAGCCAGUCAGAUGGGUCUGACUGCGCCCUUCCUGAGUUGCCUGAUUACUCAUCUCCAGCUUGUGCUAAUAUCUCACAUGAUCACCUUCCAGCAACAGCCCUUGUCAAUCCGGAUGGAAUCAAACCUGAGAAAGUCAAGCGGAAAGUGAUACAGCGGCAAUCGACGAGUCCAGGAAGCAAUGUUCUUUUGAUGUCCGAGCAUCUGCUGGAUGCUGUUAUGAUGGACUCCUUUGAUGAUUCCGUUGAUGUUCCCAACGGAGACAUCUGGAACUGCAAAACUGGCGCAUGGACUCAGCCUUUUGAUAACAUCAGCUCCAACCUGGUUGAUGAUGAUCUGCACGCACAGCUGAAGAAUCAAGUCGGUGGAGCAUCUACUGUGCCAAAGACAGAAGCCCAGUCUUCAUCUAACGAGUCAACUAGUGAUGUUCACACAGCAGAUCGACAGCCGUGUGCCAGUGGAGCUACGUCUUCAGAACAACCGUGUCUCGUCAAUGAAGUCCGACCCAAUCGAAAGGGUAUCAUUGCUGCUGAACCAAUCAAGUCUGGAACGUUCGUAGUGCAGUUCACUGGACAUAUAUCAAGUAGAAAGGCGUUUGAUGAAAGUACAAGCAAGCAGGCAUGGAUAUGCGGUGUACUCCCCUAUGUUCUGUUCUACCGUGGUCACGGAGAUCUGGAUCUAGUGGUAGAUGCCAGGUCGAAAGGAAACCUGGCAAGAUUCCUGCGCCGCUCAUGUACACCCAAUGCAGAAGUGCGGCCUUUCGUCUCGAAUGACUGUUUCUGCCUGGGUGUUUAUACAACUCGGGACAUUGCAAAGCAUGAUGAGAUCACCAUUGGCUUCGAUUUCCCCUUUGAGAAAUGCAAAUUCCCUGUGGAGUGUGCGUGCUUGCUGGCAGUUCGCGACCCGAAAAGCUGUCAUGUCGUGGGCUUCAGUGCCCGCUGUAUGGCUGGGCUUCGCGAGGAACGUCGCCUGAACAAACACACCCGCCAGGAGAAGCUGCACAUACUGCAAGCAAACCAUAUUAAGCGCCAGCAAGAACUACACAUGCGCUCGUUACAAGAAGAUGGUAUUACUGCGAAACAGAUCCAAAAAUCUGGUCCGGGUCGAAAGCCACGCUCACAAAGUACACGGCAAAGGAAAGCUGAGGACUCUGUUAGACCAGAUGGACGCCGGAUAAAGCGAACGUCUGACAGUAUUUCCGGAGAAAUCCCUAAGGAUACCAUAACGCCAACUGAAGAAAUAGAACAGGAUAUCGGCGGCACUCCCGAUAGGAAACGAGUUCAUCAUGAUGAUGAUGGUGAUGAUGAUGGCGGUUUGAGGAAGCGGCGGAAGACUGGUGUCCUUGAACUUGAUGAGGCAAGAAUAACAGCCGGUGAAGAGGAUGGCGAUGACGGUCAGUUGGAGGUGAAGGGUCGAGAACAGCGGAAACUGGAUGCUAUUUUGAAGCAAAUUUCAAGAAUGGAGGGAAAAGGACCAGCCGGAAGGCGGAAAUCUGUGGUUGAUGAAGUACCGCCGAAGAGCAAGCGGCCCUCAGUCGCAUCAACACCGACUACGCCCGGUCCUGCGAGUGAAAGGGAGAAACCCAAGAGCCUGUCUGCUGUUAAAAGCAGGCGAACAAGUAAAGCUGGCAGUGGUUCUCGCCGAGCGUCAACACAGCGCAAACGCUCCAGCCAGGGCACUAGUGAACCGACAUCGUUCGAGCCAUCACCAGAGAGUUCGUCUUCCAGCUCCUACUGUGAUGCCAGUACUCCACUUUUGAUGGCUGUCAACACUGCGUACGCAGAGCAGAACAGUGCCAUAGCCGGAGCAGCUGCCUUGCUGCAGCUGGCCCAGGAAUUCGAAUCACAGCCACCGCUGCCACAAGCACAGCCAAUGGAUAUGACCUCCCAGCAGCAGCAGCAGCCACCAUCUCCAUCGAUGUCAUUGCCAGUACCAGCAACACCUACUGUAACACCCACGCCUACACCAACUACACCUGUAUCACUCUCACUGUCCUCAUCGGGCUCCUGUACGCCUCGCAUGCCGAAAAAGAAAUUGACUGCAAAAUCUUGGUCUCAAAUGGACACAAAGCCAACUACUUUGGAUCUCCAGUGCCCAUCGGAAAGUGCUACGCCCAAAGAGGUGUCGCCAGUUUCAUCUGUUGGUGCAGUUACCUCAUCACAGAGUACAGCGGAGAGCAAACCUCCUACUGUUGCGGCCCCAGCAUCACAGACGAUGUUCAGUCCUGUUGUUGGAUCAGCUAAGAAACGGUGGCUGCAAACCUAUCAACAACCUCCACCCAGUCCACUUAUCCUGGCUACACAGAGCAGUGUUGGUUCUCCUGUAGCCACCUCGUCACAGGUCACCUCACCGCACAGUACAACAACGGAAGCGGUCACCACACUGGAUGCUGCUCUUGCCGCCUCUUCCCCAGAGUCGAAUGCAGCAGUUGAGUCACCCAUGCUGGACGUGAAGGUCAGCAAUAGCACCGUUGAAGUGAAGGUUGAGGAUAGCAACAAUGUUGAAGUGAAGGUUGACGAUAGCAAUGUUGAAGUAAAGCUAGAUGAUGGUAACGUUGAAGUGAAGGUUGAAGAUAGCCAAGUCGUAACGGUGAAUGAAGAAGCCAUUGAUCAAACGAAUAUGGAGGAGAAAAUGGUCAUCGAGGAAUCUUCUCAUGCUUCUGUUGAUGCAAAGUGUGACAAGCUUGUUGAGCCUGCCAUCAAAGCGGAAGUUUGCCAGCAGAGUAAUGGAGAGGCAGAAGAGUUACCAAGCGUAGAAGCAGCUGGGGCGAAAUUGGAGCAAGUUUCUGAUACGGAAGAGGAGCCCAUGGCUUCUCACACACCUAUGGCAUCACCAGACGCAACUGACAGUGCUGUUGAGUCCGAAACGAAACCUCAACUCUAUGAGGAUCUGAGUCCUGUGUCGGAAGACAUGAUGGGAUCUCCAGAACCUGCGGAAACGCCGGCCACCCAGCCCAUUUCGUUGCCAAUAGCGCUUUCUGCCCCCGCAACUAUGGAGGUGGAAAUGCUGUCACCAACGAAGAUCGAAGUGGUGCCUGAGAGCCGUGAGGCUGCUAAGACACCUAUUUCGAAUUCGUCAGUGUCUGCUGUCGCCACUAGUACUUCUGGCGUGCCUUCUUCAGCUCAGAGUGCAGCGUCCUGUCAGCCACAGAUGUUAUAUUCUCAUUCGCCGCUCACUUCUCCGCACCUCUCUUCACCAGGCAUAGGCAGUUUAGCGCAGCAUCGUCCACCCUCAGAUGCAACUUCUCCAACUGCAGCUGGUGUGGAAUUCCGGCGGUCUUCAUCUCGUUCGUCUUUGUCUGACCCUCGCUCCCGUUUGUCUGCUGACUCCCCGACUGCUGGCUCAGGUAGCAGUAAGGGUAGCGCUGCUAGUUCCGCCGCUGGUGCAAGUGGUGUGACUGGCUCCACGGCUACUGGGACUGCUACACCGAUUGUGCCUGCCGUUGUAGCCCCUACCAAAAAGAAGGUCAGUUUAUCGGAGUAUCGACGGCGAACACAAGAAGUGCGCCAGCCUCUCACACCAUUGACGUCCAGUGCACCGCGUAGUCCACUGAUGUUCCACAGAGAUAAUAGCACAGGCAGUAACAGCAACCCGCUAUCCCCGAACAACUUUGCCCGAUCACCCAUAUCACCGCCGGCUCCUCCGUUGCCGGAUGACGACAUGAACAUAUCACCACCCCAGCCACCUCCACCAGCAUGUGCCAGUCCCCCAGAGAUAGAUCUAAGUUCUGCACCGCCACCAUUGUUCUCCACUGGAGCAGCAGCAACCAGCUCUGUGAAAGGAUCUUCCCAUUCGUCCACCAAGCCUGCACCUGUGUACGAGCCUGUCAGUCCCGACAUGGAUAUUCCGUCACCACAAGAUACAUCACUAUAUAAUCGAAGAUUGUCAAUGCACAGCAGCUUAUCCUCAUCUGGUCAUGAUGGCGAAGUUCACUGGUCUGCUGGCCUUCCCGGCCUGAAGGUAUCGCCUUUAUCGGAUGCAGAUGAUGAUGUUGGUGGUGAUUCUGCACAGCCCCGGAUGGAGACCACCGGCACAUACACAUGUCUACCGGCCAUGGUGAAUGCACCAAGACCAGGGGCAGUGGCAACCGCACCGCAGCCAAAGUCUUUUGAACAGCGACGCCAGCAAGCCCUCCAGUCUGCUCAAAAGCCGGCACCGCAGCAACAGCAAAUACCCGAAUACACCAGCAGAGGCAUCCCGCCCAGCCAUGUUGCUGCUGGUUCUGGCUCUGUGCAGGCUAGUAUGAUACACGGAGCUUCUGCAGGUGUGCGUGGUAUGCCUGCUUCUGGUGCUACUGCUGCCGGGACACCUACCGCUGUAGCAGGCCAUACUUUAGUCUAUACCGGUCUGGCGCCGGUUGCUGGUGCUGGUGCUACUCCUCUUAGUCGUGAUCCCAGGCAGUCUUCAUCGAGUUCGGACCCACGACACGCCGCUGCAGCCGCUGCUGGUGUACGACCGGCCAGUGACCCACGCCAUGCUGCUGCUUUGGCUGCUGCUGCUGCCUCACCGCAGCAACAGCAAUAUGUCCAUCCACAGCAUUUACAAUCGCAGCAGUCAAUUCACCAGCAUCGGCAUGGGGCGCCUGCGAGUUCGUCCCAGCAGGCCGCAAGCACGCGCCGUGGCCAGCCUCUUCUUCAAACCCCAGGCCAGCAGCAACAGCAGCAGCAGCAGGCUCCGCAUCAGCAUCAAGGACAGUUUCCCUUCCAAGCACCUGGCUUCUUUCAGGGAUAGUGUUUGUCUUGUCUUGUGCUGCUGCUGCUACUGCUGCUGCUGGUGUUGUUGCUGCUGCUGCUGUCUGCAAUGUAUCCUUUUUGAACAAGCUUGUUUGAUUUAUUGUGAUAACCAGCUGUGAUUUGUGUUGUUGAGAGUGUUGAUAAAAACACCACUCAGAUCAUCAUUGUGUUGUUUUUGUGUCAUAUGUCAACUUACUGACCUCUUAUUCCCAUUGUUGUUAAGUCUUUCGGUUUGCUCUUUGCUCAUUCUGUGUUGCAUGCAUGUUAAAUUGCUCUUUGCUCUCUUUCAUGCUUCACUUAGGUGUUCACUGUAUCACCUCUGACAAGUGUGUGCGCUUUGCUUUCGUUUUGGUGCUGCUCAACCGUCACCUCUUUUUGCUGCUACAGUGUGAUGUACAUGAUCCAUGCGUGUACAUUUAUGCCUUGCUCCAAAGACAUGACUACUAUUCUGCAUGUAGACAUGUAGACGUUGCUACGGAAGCAUUAUACAAUGUAUUUCAAUACGCUGCGUGCGUUGCUACUUGCACUUGAUGUAUGCAUAUGGCUGCUGCCCGAUUCGGUUAUCAUUAAUUUUGGCUAUGGAUCGCUGCCAUGGCGUGAGUUCUUUUCUUAAUGCAAUGAGUACAAUGCUAGUGUAGUAACUACAACUGUAUCGUGGCUGACUUGUACCGAAAUCCACCCGCCAUCAAUGCAUGCAUCUUGAUCCUUGUCACAACUGUGCUGACACUACUACAUAUAGUAGAAGUAUUAGGCUGUGUUGUGAAUAUACCCGUUCUCAAGUAGAAGUAGUAGACUCUGUAGUAGUAGUAGUAGUAGUAGUAGUACCAGUAGGUAGUACUAUACUAGUAGUGAUGUUCUUCCACUCGGUUCAUUAAAUUUUAUUUCUCCGUGUUUUCAAUGGCAGCAGAUGUGCAUUGCCAUGGCUACAGUUCAGUGCUGUGUGACUUCCUUGGCUUGCCACGA
Molecule: messenger RNA, 6680 nt
Organism: Sycon ciliatum
Lineage: Eukaryota; Metazoa; Porifera; Calcarea; Leucosolenida; Sycettidae
Product: mucin-17-like
Exons: 40
Coding region: 328-5715 (1795 amino acids)
Biological process (GO): regulation of DNA-templated transcription
Cellular component (GO): Rpd3L-Expanded complex; Set3 complex
Source: RefSeq, a predicted model, not a curated record